Molecule: messenger RNA, 1374 nt
Organism: Chaetomium globosum CBS 148.51
Lineage: Eukaryota; Fungi; Ascomycota; Sordariomycetes; Sordariales; Chaetomiaceae
Exons: 9
Coding region: 1-1374 (457 amino acids)
Source: RefSeq, a predicted model, not a curated record
AUGCCGUACCACAACAUCAACGCGCGCCGGGAACGGCGAAGAGUUGCUCACCGGGUGGUUGUGGCGGAAGAGCAAGCCGACGCCGCCAACCAGGAGGGCAUCAUCGACAUGGAAAUCGACGAGGAGUCGGAUCUCGGUUCUGGCGAGAGAAUUGGGAGCGAAAGCUCCAGUACAAACAUGCGAAGAAACCUUCCGGGCAUAGACCACGGCCCGCCCAUAACCACCAAGAACCCAGAAUCCCCUAUCACCCGUCAGGACCUGUGCGCCAGACCGAACGAUGAGGUUGGCACCGCCAACGAGAGUGCGCUGAUCGAGACCGCCGUCCCCGACAACGCCGGCAACACUACCAACACUACCAACACCACUAACACCACCGACCCGGCCGACCCGACCGAUCCUAAUGACCCCUUUAACAUGGAGAAGAUACUUUGGGCGCUGGAGGCCGUGAAGAACCAGAGCACCGGGGAGAACCUGGACGCGCUGCUGCCUGCCGCGGAGAACGAUGUCGGCACCCUGUUGGAACUGGCCACCAACGGCCGUGAUGAAGCAAAUUAUCCUCACCGUGUCGGCGAACCAGCGCGCUUUCUCCCGUCUCACCGGGUACAACGGCUACCCCCCAUCUGCCCCUUCCCCGCCGCUUCUCUGGCCCCGCCCCCGCCCCCCAACUCCGCCGCCCUCGCACGCAACACCCAACCCAUCGCCGGCAUGUCGGCCAACUUGGCCGCCCGCCUCGCCGCCCUCGAGGCUCUGGUGGAGCGCCAGGAGGAGCUCCUCUCCGCGAUCCGGCGGCACGGCAGCCAAUGGGACGCCGACCGCGGCGCCAUGGAUGCCGUGUUCGACCGGAUCAAGGAGGUGGACGAGCUGGAGAAGAAAAUCGACGAUCUCAAAGACCAGCGCGACGAGGACGCCCACCGCUUCCGCCAGAUGUGCAACCUGCUCGUCGCCCUCUCGGAUGGCGACAUCACGCUGAAGGAGAUGUCGGAUCACACAGUGACACCUGUGAGCGGUCAAACCCCCUACACCACGCCCCCCCACCUCCUCCCCCGGUGGUACUGGAUCGCCAACCCGCACACCCCCGCCGGAUUCGACGACACGGGCGACGUCGAGGGCUUCACGCGCGCGGGCGCCGCGCUGCUGGCUGAGUUCCGGCGGGCGGUCGAGCUCGCGGUGCGGGGGGGCGAUGCCGAUGGUGGUUUGGGGCGGGUGGAGGGGUGGAGGGACGUGCUGGUGAGGGAGAUUGGGACGCUGGCGAGGGGGUGCGGGGUCGCGGGGGGGAAGGGACUUUACGGAUGUUGCGGAUGUGAGGAGGGUGUUGGAGGGGUUGGUGGUGCUGGGACUGGUCAAGGCGGACAUGCCGCGGGGGAUUACGUAUAA